This is a messenger RNA of Drosophila miranda, 1201 nucleotides long. Its product is annotated as loricrin. The transcript is spliced from 2 exons. The record is from RefSeq and is a predicted model, not a curated record. Bases 191 to 1189 code for a protein of 332 amino acids. NCBI's taxonomy places the organism in Eukaryota, Metazoa, Arthropoda, Insecta, Diptera, Drosophilidae.
GCGUCGCCUCUAACGGGAGUGGGCAAUGUGGGCAAUGGGAAACCCAUAUCCGAUCUAUGUAUAAAAGCUUCGGGAAGCUCGAAGCUGGCAUCAUUCACUUCCCGGGAACAGCCCGACGCGCACAGGUGUUCCUUCCACACCCCACACACACAAAUAGAGAAUCUCGGACGGAGUCAACGGUUUAGCUAACAUGAAGGUCUUUAUCUGUCUCUUGGCCACGGUCUGUGCCUGCAAUGCCACCUUCCUGUCGUUACUAGGCGGCGGCGGAGGAGGAGUCGGCGGUGGCGGUGGAGGAAGUAAGACCACAUACAAUGUCAUUGCCACGCCCAGCUCAGGAGGAGGUCAUGGCGGCGGAGGUGGUGGCGGCGGCGGUGGUGGUGGUGGCGGACAUGGAUAUGCUCAUAGCCAUGGCUAUUCCCAUGGAGGCGGUGGCGGAGGCGGAGGCUCGGCCCAGAUCAUCAAGGUCAUUCUGCAAGAGGGCCAAGGCUACAGCAAUGCUGGCGGCAUCGCGGCUAGUGGACACAGCUAUGGACAUGGCUAUGCCAGCGGCCAUGGUCACGGCCACAGCCACGGCUCCUAUGGCGGUCAGCAGGAACAGAUCUUUAAAGUUAUCGAGCAAGCCCCGGCUCCGAUCCCAGUCUCAUCUCCAGUUGCCUACCAUGCAGUAAGCGGCGGCGGCGGCAGUGGCUACUCCUAUGGCCAGGGUCACUCGUCCCACUCCUAUGGACAGUCCUACGCUUCUGGCCAUGGCUAUGGCGGCUCCUCCUCCUACGAUGUGCAGCAGUUUAAUGCCAUCCUGCCACAGAUUCUCCAGCUGGUGUUGCAAGAGGACGCCUUCGGUAGUGGCGGCGGCGGCUCAGCCGAUUUGGGUGCCAUUAACGGGCAGCUGAUCAAUGCUUUCGGCAGCAAGGGCAAUGCCAUCAUCAUGAAGGCCGAUCAGGCCCAGGGCGCCUUCUUCAAGAGCGGCCACGUUGUGCAGCGCGGGACUCUGAAGGUGAUGCGUGUCCAGGACAAUCAGCAGCAACAGGUUCAGUCUGGUGCAGCUGCUAGUGGCUGGAGCAAUGGUGGUUCCUCCCAUGGGGGUGGCGGCUGGAGCAGCGGUGGUUCCGCUCCAAGCAGUGGCUGGAACAGUGGUGGCUCCGUUGCCAGCAGCGGCUGGAGCAGCGGUGGCCCCCCUUCUGCCUGGUAGCUGCCUCUCUCU